This is a messenger RNA of Sitophilus oryzae (rice weevil), 2316 nucleotides long. It is a transcript of the gene Pdk, whose product is annotated as pyruvate dehydrogenase (acetyl-transferring) kinase, mitochondrial. The transcript is spliced from 7 exons. Lineage: Eukaryota; Metazoa; Arthropoda; Insecta; Coleoptera; Curculionidae. Gene Ontology annotation, cellular component: mitochondrion. The coding region runs from base 142 to 1422 and encodes 426 amino acids. The record is from RefSeq and is a predicted model, not a curated record. Gene Ontology annotation, biological process: protein phosphorylation; regulation of glucose metabolic process. Gene Ontology annotation, molecular function: pyruvate dehydrogenase (acetyl-transferring) kinase activity.
CUGUGUGUGAUUCGACUUGACACAAGGUCAUUCAAUUAAAACAGAAUCCCACAGCUAGCCGGAGUUCAGUUUUCGAAAAUCUUUUAGUUGUUUGUUUGGUAUUGAGUGUUUUCCCCGUUUGUUAAACGAACAAUUUCCAAAAUGAGGAUAAUAGCGCGUUUGCAGAACGUCUCCAAGAUGCUGGACUUCUAUUCGCAGUUCAACCCUUCACCUCUUUCAAUUAAAAAAUUUAUUGAUUUUGGACUCAAUGCUUCAGAAGAAAAAUCAUUCAUAUUCCUCCGUAAAGAACUGCCCGUCCGGCUAGCCAACAUCAUGAAAGAAAUAGCCCUCCUACCGGAUAACCUUCUCAGGAUGCCAUCUGUCAUAGCUGUCAACGACUGGUACAUACGCAGCUUCCAAGAGAUCCUGGAAUUCGAGAAAAAGGAUCCUAACCCCGAUAUUCUGGAGCAUUUUUGUAGCGAAUUGGUCAAAAUCAGGAACAGACAUUCUGACGUUGUGGAGACAAUGGCACAGGGGGUACUGGAGCUCAAAGAGUCCCACGACGUUGACAGCCACACGGAACACAGCAUACAGUACUUUCUGGACAGGUUCUACAUGUCCAGGAUAUCAAUCAGGAUGCUUAUAAAUCAGCACAUCCACCUGUUUUCAGCUCUGAUUUUCGGGGGGUUGCUGGAGAGGGCCCCCGGCCCCAACAAGAGCAAGUACAUCGGCUGUAUCGAUACCCAGUGCGACAUCGUCAGCGUCAUAAGGGACGCGUACGAAAACGCCAGGUUUCUGUGCGACCAGUACUACCUAGCAUCACCGGAACUCAUACUGAACGAGAUACAUCACAAUCAGCUCGAGAAAGAACAAUUUAUUAAUAUUGUUUACGUGCCAUCACACCUGUAUCACAUGCUGUUCGAGCUGUUCAAGAAUUCGAUGAGGGCGGUUAUGGAGUACCACAAUACCAGCGACUUAUUUCCACCCAUUACAGUGACCGUAUCAAGGGGAAGAGAAGAUAUAUGUCUCAAGAUGUCUGACCAAGGUGGUGGUAUCUCAAGGUCAACCACAGAUCACUUGUUCAAAUAUAUGUAUUCUACCGCGCCUCAACCAAGUAAAUCGGACGCACAUACAGUACCUUUGGCGGGGUACGGUUAUGGUUUACCCAUAUCCAGGCUCUACGCUAGGUACUUCCACGGAGAUCUGGUUCUUCUUUCUUGUGAAGGUUAUGGAACUGAUGCUGUCAUAUACAUGAAGGCUCUUUCCAAUGAAGCAAACGAACUGCUGCCCAUUUUCAACAAGGCAACGUCGCGAUUCUACAGGUCCACGUUACAGACGGGUGAUUGGUCGAAUCAAGCCACUCAUAUUGGCGACAGACAGAUUAGCAUACACACUAAAAAACACCAGUUGCCGCAGCAGGAGUCUCUGACUAGGGCCCUCUAGCCAACUCUGGAUGAUGAUAAUAUGACCAAUUAUUGGAGAUUUUUCGAUUAAAUAUUUGAUACGGACACCGGAACAAAAUUAAUGUAGUCAAGUUACAGGAAAUUUCGUCACUAACGGCAACGCCGCGUUUCCGGGAUUUUUUAGUUGGAUUUCGUGAAUUUUCGUAAAUUACGGCAACAUUGUACGGAUUUUAUAGUCGACUUUUAGGAAAUUUUGUCGCUAACGGCAACACCGCAUCUCCGGGAUUUUAGUUAGAUUUCAGAAAUUUUUGUAAAUUACGGCAACACUACGUAUUUUAUAGUCGCUAUUUGUGAAAUUCUUUAGAUUUCAAGAAUUUUGGUAAAAUAUGGCAACGCUGUGCGGAUUUUUGUGAGAUUGCAAGGAUUCAGGGAUUUUUGUAAACCAUGACAACAUCUUUAACUACUUCGUUAUCGACACCGUACUACAAAACAUGGUUAAAUUUUAGUAAAUUUUGUCACUAACGGCAACACCGCAUACUUGUAUUUGUUUAGUUGAAUUUCCGGAAUUUUUUUAAACCAUGGCAACAGUGUCGAGACUUUAUAGUCGACUUUAGUGAAAUUUUGUGGAUAUCGACAACACCGCGUCCGGGUUUUCAGUUAGAUUUCGGGUUUUUUCUUUUCAGUUUUUCGUCAAGUUUUAAAAAUUUUUGUCACUAUGGGCAACAACGCAUAUUGUUUAGUUGGGUUCUCCGAAUUUUCGUAAACUGUGGCAACAAUUUCGAGAUCUUAUAGCCGACUUUUGGGAAAUUUUGUCGUUAUCGGCAACAUCGCGUCCGGGUUUUUACUUUAGUUUUCAGGAAUUUUGGUAAAUCCCAGCAAUUUUUUUAUUUUUUUUGUAAUUGACAUUAAACAAAUUAAAAAAUACGAACCUUAA